UUGAACCGAAGAGACAGGCUUCUUCUUCUUCGUCGUCGUCGUCGUCUUCUUCUUCUUCUGUGUACAUACAUAUCUUCAUUUUAUAGAGAGAGCAAGAGACCGAAACAGAGAGGAAGAGAGAUCAGAAGAAAUAGAAGAAGAAACGAAAUCGUGAAAAGGGGGAAAUUAUAGAAGAAAUUGAAAUUACCCAGAAGGAAACGUUUAAAUGCGUGCAUAGAUAUAGAUACAUAUUCUCCGGGAGUUCUAUAUACGUUUCAUCGACUGCGUAGCUCUCAGUUUUUCGUUCUCUGAGAGUUGGGAUUUUUCCCGUCGAUUUUUUCCCCCCUCUAGAUCUUUGGGUGGAAACAAACAAGCUCGCGUAGACGAAAAAUUUCAGGUUUCGACCGGUUCUAAGUGGAAUUUUCUCGUUUUAGCUGAAGAAACUUAUUCCUCCAGAUUUGAACAGUGUGUUGAAGAAUAUUUGAGGUUGAGGUGUUGCAGUAUGCAAUAAACGUUGCUUUUUAUGAGAUGAAGGCAAUUAAGGGGUGGCGUCUAGGUAGAACCAAUUAUAUGCAGUCUUUGCCUGGGGCUCGCCACCGUGCUCCGACAAGGAAGCCAGUAUGGAUCAUCGCAUUGGUUUCGUUGAUAACAAUGUUUGUGAUUGGUGCUUACAUGUUCCCUCAUCACAGAAAAGCUGCUUGUUAUAUGUUUUCUUCUAAAGGAUGCAAAGGGCUUACUGAUUGGCUUCCACCCUCGCCGAGGGAAUUUUCGGAUGACGAGAUUGCUGCUCGUGUAGUGAUUAGUGAAAUACUGAACUCCCCUCGUGUUAUAAAAAAGAGUUCUAAAAUUGCAUUUAUGUUCUUAACUCCGGGUACAUUGCCUUUUGAAAAGCUCUGGGACCUCUUUUUCCAGGGCCAUGAGGGGAAAUUUUCUGUGUACAUCCAUGCAUCAAAGGAUACGCCGGUUCACACCAGUCGUUACUUUGUAAACCGUGAAAUUCGAAGUGAUGAGGUGGUCUGGGGUAGAAUUUCAAUGAUUGACGCCGAGAGACGUUUGUUGACCAAUGCUCUUAGAGAUCCUGAAAAUCAGCAAUUUGUUUUACUCUCUGAUAGUUGUGUGCCACUUAGAAGUUUUGAAUACAUGUACAACUAUAUGAUGUACAGCAACGUCAGCUAUGUUGACUGCUUUGACGAUCCUGGUCCACAUGGAACCGGCAGGCAUAUGGAUCACAUGUUGCCGGAGAUUCCAAAGGAAGAUUUUCGAAAGGGUGCACAGUGGUUCUCCAUGAAGCGUCAGCAUGCUGUCAUAACUAUGGCAGACAGUCUAUACUACUCCAAAUUCCGAGACUACUGUGGGCCAGGUAUAGAGGGCAAUAAGAACUGCAUCGCGGAUGAACACUACUUGCCAACAUUUUUCUAUAUGCUUGACCCUGGUGGUAUUGCUAACUGGACUGUGACAUAUGUUGAUUGGUCUGAGAAAAAGUGGCAUCCAAGAACAUACAUGCCCGAAGAUAUUACGCACAAGUUACUGAAGAACCUCACGUCCAUUGACGCAGUUUCACGCGUAACAAGUGAGGGAACGGGUGAAGUAACAUGGGUACCUUGCAUGUGGAACGGAAUCAAAAGACCUUGCUAUCUCUUUGGAAGGAAAUUCCACGCAAGUACUCUCGAUAAACUGAUCAACCUCUUUUCAAACUACACAAUCAUCUCAUAAACCAGGCUUUUGGAUUGAUCGAUGAAAUACAAUGCAAAGGAGGUAUUCUUUUGGACUCGGAUUCUUUGACCAACGUCCCAUCAUACUCUAAGGAAUCAAAGUAAAACUUGAGAGGAAAUAUCAUGGAAUCCAUAGAAGAUGUAACUCGCUGCAAAAGUCCAUUUAAGUGCAGAGAAAAAAUUGUUGUGAUCUUGAGAAGCAUAGGAAGUUUUUGGAGGUUUUCCCUUUGCUUGGGGACGUUGGGACAUUUUUUAACUCAUCUGUUUUCUGUUUAUAGAAUUUUCAGAGUGCCUUUUGUUUCUCUCUUUUUGGUGGAACUCUUUUGUUGGAAUUGGUAAUGAAUCUAUAAAAAUAGAAAAGACAGAGGUUUAUAGUAUACAGUUUUAA
Eutrema salsugineum is the source of this 2079-nucleotide messenger RNA. RefSeq lists its product as uncharacterized. The coding region runs from base 508 to 1692 and encodes 394 amino acids. The transcript is spliced from 11 exons. Gene Ontology annotation, cellular component: membrane. The record is from RefSeq and is a predicted model, not a curated record. Gene Ontology annotation, molecular function: glycosyltransferase activity. Lineage: Eukaryota; Viridiplantae; Streptophyta; Magnoliopsida; Brassicales; Brassicaceae.